AUGGAUUGGCAUCGAUUUCACGCAUCAGCAAGCAUUGCCUUGCUUCGUACAUUACUCAUCUGCAUUAAUAUCAUUUUUGUGAUUAGUGGAGGUGUUUUAUUUUUACUUGGUGUUGUUGUACGAAGUCAACUUUCAACAUUUCUUGAUAUAACACCAGAAAUGAGUUCAUCAACACCAUUUAUUUUAAUUGGUCUUGGUUUAAUUAUUUUUUUUAUUGGUCUAUUUGCUUUCUGGUGUACACUUAAAGGACAUAUUGCUUUAUUAUAUGUCUAUUCCAGCGUCGUUUUUCUUAUAUUUGUUGCAGAAAUAUUAUUGGCUGUAACAGUUUUAAUGAAACAGAAAACAUAUGAAGAGACAUUUAAAGCAAGUUUAAGUGGUGUUAUGCAACAAUAUCCAAAAGAACCGAUGGCUUCUCAUGUUGAUCGUCUUCAAAAUGUCUUAUCAUGUUGUGGUGUUGAUUCAUAUACAGAUUGGUUUUCCACUCCAUAUGGUGAACCACUUCGUCAAGUACCAGAAUCAUGUUGUAAGAAAACAUUGAAUCACACAUGUUCACGAAAGGAUUUACGAAAAGAAUAUUUACCAGCAGAUAUCAAUGCAGAUGGAUGUUAUGCAACAGUUAUGACAGCAAUUAAAAGUAAUUAUCCUGUUUUUGGUGGAAUUAUUAUAGCUAUUGCAUUAUUUCCAUUGAUUGGCGUUAUUCUUGCUUGUUGUCUAGCAAGACAAAUGCGUAAACAACGUUAUGAACAAGUUGCUUAA
This is a messenger RNA of Adineta steineri, 756 nucleotides long. Lineage: Eukaryota; Metazoa; Rotifera; Eurotatoria; Adinetida; Adinetidae. The record is from the annotation of a GenBank genome assembly.